CACAGGCCAUCAGCCCAUCACCGGCACCCCUCCUCGCAACGACUUUCCAGCGACCCGCGAGGUCCGACCCUCCCCCUCCCCGCCCUCAAGAGGCCUUAAACACCACCCACACAUCCGACUUGCUACUCGCUACUCGGGGCCUACUUAUUUCCUCGCCAUGUCCGCAACUGCCCCCAGUGGCGCGUUGCCGAACAAACCCGUUACCAGGAGCUCACUCCGGCAAUCGCUCAACCUCGCCUCGAUGGGAAAGGCCCUUGCAGACGUGAUGUACAAGGAUGGGAAGGACGGCGCAGAGAGGGAGAAGGGCAGUAAGAAGUCUGCUCGCCGCUCGAGCACCAUCGCUGUCUCGCAGGCCCCUGCCUCUCGCCCCUCCCUGGACAAGGCCAUGCUCCAGAAGGCUGAGCCGUCUCCCGACGCCAAGUCCAAGACGCUCGGUCGCCAUACGCGACGGACGUCGGCCGUCAAGAAGCCCGUAGCCACGGAUUCAGAGGAUCGUUCCUCUUCCCCUCUUACACCUAAGACUGCCUUGCCGCGCUCGGGUAGCCUCCGUCCCCGUACAUCCAACGCCGUCUCCGCUCUGCCGAAGUAUCGCCCUCGCCCGCGAUCCAUGAUUGUAGAGGAGUCAGUCAAGCCACCUUCCCCUACGCGCCUCGGGGGCAAAGCGAUCGACCGUUCCCCCGUCGAGAAGAAGAAAGUGGUUCACAAGCGCAGUGCCACUCUCGAGCCACCGUCCUCGGCGGGCAAGCUGUCUCGCUCCGUCAGCCCCAACCCCCAUCCCGACGCGCUCAAAGUUGACCUCAAGGGCGCCAUCAACGUGGCGCCUCGUACCCCCGAGAAGAAGGUUGCGUCUGCUAAGCGGUCUGCAGCCCCUCCUUCCACCCCUCGCCAUGGUUCCUCUGCGCGCGCGUCGAAGUCUGCAAAGACGUCAUCCAACGCGUCCGCUCCCCGGAACAUCUCGCGCCCAUCAUCAUCAGCCUCUUCAUCUACGUCCUCGCUGACCCCUCAAACACCUAAGACCGGUCUCUUGCGCAGCGCUGUGAAGAAGACAUCGUCCUCGUCUGUGCAGCGCGACAGCCCUAGCCCCAGCCCUCUCCGUGGCGUUGUCGCGCAGUUCCAGGAUUCCCCCCUCACGCAGGUCUCCACUCGUAAGAACCUGCCUUCCACCCCUUCGCCCGUGCGCCACCAGUCAACUACCCCGACCGCCAGCGCCUUCGCCGAAGGCCACAGCAUCGAUAGUGUCGACGCGCACGAUGUCGAGUUCCUCCUCUCCGGCGUUGCAUCUCCCACAGCGCCGACGCCCGCCCUCCCGCGCUUCCGGGUCAUGACCGAGCGGGAGCGGCGCAAUGCCAUGACACCGCCUCGUCCAGGUUUCCUCCCGGCUCGUAGCAAUCUCUCGUAUCUAUCCCCGGAGAAACCCUCGUCUACGAACAGCUCGCCGUUCCUGCGUCCCCUCCACCGGCAGAUGGGCAAUGACCGCGGCUCGAUCUUGUCAUGGGAGCAGCUUGCGAAACACAGCCGGACAUUACAGGACGAUGAAGUCGACCACAUGUUAUCCGAGAUGCCUGCACCAUUCCGAUCCGGCGCUGUCUCGCCCAGCCUGAGCACUUCUACCCAUGACGUCCCCGAUAGUCCCACCCUGAGUGCCAUGCCAUCACCUGGAGGUUAUGGCUCGAUCUCGCAGGUCUUGUUACCCGACGUCACGCCAUCACCCGCCGUAUAUAACAAGGCGGAGCUGUUCAACGUGUCCGCGGAUGCAUCCACGGAGGAUGGCGCAGCCGUAACCCUCCUCCGUCUGCAACUCGCCUCUGCAGAGACCAAAGCACGCGACAGGCUCGCCGAGAUCGAGUCGCUCGAGAGCCAGCUGCAGACCGCGAAAGCGGCACGCCUCCGUGACUCGGAGGAGCUUGCCAAGCAAGUCUCUGAGUUAGAGGAUCGGGUACACGGCAAUUUGCACGUCGAUGCCGAGCGCAUGGAGUACAUCACGUCGCUCGAAACCCAAAUCCACCAGGCCCAGGUCGUGCGGGAGCAGGCCAUCCAGCAGGCGCUCCAGCAGAUGCAGGAGCGCGCGCAGGCCGCUCACUUCGCCGCACUCAGGGAGCAGCAGCAGAAGAUGAUGGUCGUAACUUGCGCAGGCACCGCAGCGGAAGCAUGGAGCGCGGUGCGAGACGUGGCGGAUGGGGAACUCGAGCUAGUUCGCGCUAACCGCGAGAUGCUCACUGUGUUAUUGGCCGGCCUGGACCAAAGCCACUGGCAGCUUGCUCGUGCGACUGCUUAAGGUUCUUCGAUAUAUUGAACAUAUUCACACCUUCGUUAUUCUGCUUUUGUGCUCUUACGUUCGCUGUAUCUCGACCUCUGUAUUUGUAGCGCGGACCUCCUGCCACAUCUUCUCGUCAUGAUCUCGUCAUGUUAACGGUUUUGAAGCCAUAUCCUCAUGACAUUACGUAUAUAUAUCAAGAGAGAUGUACAUAUCAUAACUUUAAGACAACGGAAGGUAUAUGAUUAU
Molecule: messenger RNA, 2503 nt
Organism: Rhodofomes roseus
Lineage: Eukaryota; Fungi; Basidiomycota; Agaricomycetes; Polyporales; Fomitopsidaceae
Exons: 2
Coding region: 158-2275 (705 amino acids)
Source: RefSeq, a predicted model, not a curated record